AAACGUCUUGUGCGUCGAGUCAUCCUUGACGUUUCUUUGACACCCACAAUAAUUUGUUAUGUAAAUACUCUAGAUUAAAAAAACCGCGAAAUUCAUGUGCUCCGUGGAGUGAUAUGUGAUAUUAAUUAAGGAAUUUAAUCUCUGUGUCCUUCAAUGAUUAUAAUUACGUCUAAAAUGCUGUUGGUGCUUAUUUUUUUGUUGAGUCUGAGCUCGGCUUGGGGGUCGGUCGUUAAAUAUCAACCUGAGGCUGUGCAUUUGUCGUUUGGAGAGAAUAUUCGUGAUAUUGUGGUGACCUGGAGCACGAGGGAUGACACUAAAGAAUCGAUUGUCGAAUAUGGGAUCGGCGGCUUUGCUUUGACUGCCAGAGGGAACUCGACAUUGUUCAUUGAUGGAGGGAAGCAAAAGCGACGACAAUAUAUCCACAGAGUUUAUUUGAGAGAUCUCACACAAGGGCAUAAAUACGUGUACCAUUGCGGCAGUAAACUCGGUUGGUCGAACGUCUUCUACGUGACACCCCCAUCGAAUUCCCCGACAUGGACCCCCCAGAUCGUGAUAUUUGGGGACAUGGGGAACGAGAACGCCCAGAGUCUCUCGAGACUCCAGGAGGAGACGCAGCGGGGCCUCUACGACGCAGCAAUUCACGUGGGGGAUUUUGCCUACGACAUGGACACCGAUGACUCCAGAGUUGGAGAUCAAUUUAUGAAGCAGAUCGAGGGAAUUGCUGCCUACUUGCCAUACAUGACCGUUCCAGGGAACCACGAGGAGAAAUAUAAUUUCAGUAAUUACAGGGCGAGAUUCUCGAUGCCUGGAAAUUCCGAGGGGCUGUGGUACAGCUUCGACAUGGGUCCUGUGCACUUCAUUGCCAUUGAAACCGAGGCUUAUUAUUUCAUGAAUUAUGGAAUUAAACAGCUGGUGAAGCAAUUCGAGUGGCUCAGAGAGGAUCUGACGAAAGCCAACGAACCUGCUGCAAGAGCUGAGAGGCCCUGGAUCGUGACAUUCGGCCAUCGUCCGAUGUACUGCAGCAAUAAAAAUGCCGACGAUUGCACAAAUCACGAGUCCCUCGUGAGGGUAGGUCUCCCCUUCCUGAAUUGGUUCGGCCUGGAAGAGCUCUUCUACGAGCAUCGGGUGGACCUGGAGCUGUGGGCACACGAGCACAGCUACGAGAGGCUCUUCCCCAUGUACAAUUUCAAGGUGAUGAAUGGGAGCUAUGAGAAACCCUACAAGAAUUACAGAGCCCCUGUGCACAUCGUCACAGGUUCUGCAGGUUGCAAAGAGGGCAGGGAGAAAUUUAUACCGGAGCAGCCAUACUGGUCUGCCUUCCGGAGUUCUGACUACGGAUACACCAGGAUGAAAGUCUUCAACAAGACACAUUUGUACUUGGAGCAGGUGUCCGACGAUAAAGCUGGGGCUGUGCUAGAUGAGGUUUGGCUGAUCAAGGACACCCCUGUCCCUCAGUAUCCUUGAAACUUAACCCCGGAUGAUAAAAGGAUUUUAAGGGUAAUAGGUGGAUUAAAUUAAUAGGUAAAUCUUCGAAGAAUAUUUCUGAAUUCAGGAGAGAUACCGAAAUUUUUGUGGAUAAUUUUUUGCAGCUCUGAAUAUUGCAAAAGAUAUCUUGAAAAAAAUUUUGAUGACUCUCCAUUCCUUCGCUACAGAUUUUCGAACAAUUAACAUAUCCAUGAACAAAUAAAACAUGAAAUUAAGAAUAUUAUUUUAAAUGUGAGACAAGGAAAAUAAAUCAAUGACAAGUA
Fopius arisanus is the source of this 1748-nucleotide messenger RNA. Its product is annotated as iron/zinc purple acid phosphatase-like protein. NCBI's taxonomy places the organism in Eukaryota, Metazoa, Arthropoda, Insecta, Hymenoptera, Braconidae. Gene Ontology annotation, molecular function: metal ion binding; acid phosphatase activity. The transcript is spliced from 6 exons. The coding region runs from base 154 to 1464 and encodes 436 amino acids. The record is from RefSeq and is a predicted model, not a curated record.